UACGCUAAACCGGUUGUUGAUCACCAACGACGGUUAAAUCCUAAGAUGAAAGAAGUGGUAAGAAAUGAAGUACUAAAGCUUCUGGAGGCAGGUAUAAUUUAUCCUGUUGCUGAUAGUCAGUGGGUAAGUCUUGUCCAUUGUGUCCCUAAGAAGAGAGGUAUUACUGUUGUUCCUAAUGAUAAAGAUGAAUUGGUCCCACAAAGAAUUGUUACAGGUUAUCGAAUGGUAAUUUACUUCUGCAAAUUAAAUAAAGCUACUAGAAAGGAUCAUUACCCUUUACCUUUUAUUGAUCAAAUGCUAGAAAGAUUAUCCAAACAUACACAUUUUUGCUUUCUAGACGGUUAUUCUGGUUUCUCUCAAAUGCCCAUGUCAAAAGAGGAUCAGGAAAAGACCACUUUUACUUGCCCUUUCGGUACCUUUGCUUAUAGAUGCAUGCCUUUUGGUUUAUGUAAUGCACCUGCUACCUUUCAAAGAUGUAUGACUGCUAUAUUCUCUGACUUUUGUGAAAAGAUUGUCGAGAUUUUCAUGGAUGAUUUCUUCGUGUAUGGACCUUCCUUUGAUGAUUGCUUAAGAAACCUUGAUCGAGUUUUGCAGAGAUGUGAAGAAACUAAUCUUGUCUUGAAUUGGGAGAAGUGCCACUUUAUGGUUAAUGAAGGUAUUGUCUUGGGGCAUAAAAUUUCUGAAAGAGGUAUUGAAGUUGAUAAAGCUAAAGUUGAUGCUAUUGAAAAGAUGACGUGUCCUAAGGACAUUAAAGGUAUAAGAAGUUUCCUUGGUCAUGCCGGUUUUUAUAGGAGGUUCAUUAAAGACUUCUCAAAAAUUUCUAGGCCUCUCACUAAUCUCUUACAAAAAGAUGUUCCUUUUGUCUUUGAUGAUGAUUGUGUAGAAGCAUUUGAAAUACUUAAGAAAGCCUUGAUUUCUGCACCUAUUGUUCAGCCACCUGAUUGGAAUUUACCCUUUGAAAUUAUGUGUGAUGCUAGUGAUUAUGUUGUAGGUGCUAUUCUAGGACAAAGAGUUGAUAAGAAAUUAAAUGUUAUCCAAUAUGCUAGUAAAACUCUAGACAGUGCCCACAGAAAUUAUGCUACUACUGAAAAAGAAUUUUUAGCAGUUGUAUUUGCUUGUGAUAAGUUUAGAUCUUAUAUUUUUGAUUCUAAAGUAACUCUUCACACUGAUCAUGCUGCUAUUAAAUACCUUAUGGAAAAGAAAGAUGCUAAACCUAGACUUAUUAGAUGGGUUCUCUUGCUACAAGAAUUUGAUUUGCAUAUUAUUGAUAGGAAGGGAGCUGAGAACCCCGUUGCAGACAACUUGUCUAGGUUAGAAAAUGUUCUUGAUGACCCACUCCCUAUUGAUGAUAGUUUUCCUGAUGAACAAUUAGCUGUCAUAAAUGCUUCUCGUACUGCUCCAUGGUAUGCUGAUUAUGUUAAUUACAUUGUUGCUAAAUUUAUAACACCUAGUUUCACAUACCAGCAAAAGAAAAAGUUUUUCUAUGAUUUAAGACAUUACUUCUGGGAUGACCCACACCUUUAUAAAGAAGGAGUAGAUGGUGUUAUUAGACAUUGUUUACCUGAGCAUGAAUCUAGUGGUCAAGUAGAACUGAGUAAUAGAGAGAUUAAAUUAAUUUUGCAAAAGACUGUUAAUAGAUCUAGAAAGAAUUGGUCCAAUAAACUUGAUGAUGCAUUAUGGGCCUAUAGAACUGCAUAUAAAAAUCCUAUGGGUAUGUCUCCGUAUAAAAUGGUUUAUGCAAAAGCAUGUCACUUACCUCUCGAACUAGAACAUAAGGCAUAUUGGGCCAUUAAAGAGCUCAAUUAUGAUUCCAAACUUGCUGGUGAGAAGAGACUAUUUGACAUUAGCUCACUUGAUGAGUGGAGAACCCAGGCCUAUGAGAAUGCCAAACUGUUUAAAGAAAAAGUUAAAAGAUGGCAUGACAAAAGGAUACAAAAGCGUGAGUUUAAUGUAGGUGAUUAUGUUUUGUUAUACAACUCUCGUUUAAUAUUUUUUGCAGGAAAACUCCUCUCUAAAUGGGAAGGUCCUUACGUUCUUCUGUAUGUAGAUGAUAUUGACUUAACUGGCCUUGGUGUCAUCUUGCCUAAUGGUCCUUUUGCAAUUAAUGUGUGGAAGAAUGAGCUGGCAUUGAAAGUUCUUCGGAUGGACGUCGAGAGGGACAAGCUUUCUUAUGGGAAAUUACCAAAACUCUCUAAAGCUUCUGCUAUCGUGGGUCACUUUUUGUCUGGCAUGGUUGGCCUCCUGGGUGGGCUUGUUAAUGAGUUCAUGUCCUUGGACGACGAAGACAACUCAGGGAUGUCUCGUAUGUUAGAGAGCCAACUUGAGGAUUUAUCUUCUGCUGCCGGGAAGACUGCAAUCAACUGUCCUACAUCCCGCUCGCGUGAAGUAAAAGAAACCAACAAGCAAAAUGUUGAAGGUUUAGAUUAUGAUCAUGAGCAUGAUGAUGGUGGCAGUGAUGGUCACUCUGACGAAGAUCUGGAUUUUCAUGUUCAUUACCAUGGCUCUUCAGGUGGUUUGAUGCUUUCGGUAGCAGCGGACCGAAUGCCCAUAAGACUUCAGCUAGAUAUGAUAGAUACUCAAAAUGAGGUUGUUGUUGAUGCUUCUGUGAAGAGGUGCGGUUCUUCUCUUGUCUGUAACUUGGAUAAGAAAUAUUCCAAGCGUCGCAAGAAAUUACGCCUACCUUCUCUGCCCAUGGCCACUGGUACAACUGUCUCUGACCAGCCGUCAUUGGAUGAUACACAUUGUUGUACCAAGGCAAUGGUCAUCAAUGAGCUUGGCAUUGUAGGCUCUGAUAAGGGCAUUAACUCAGUAAUUGUUGAUCCCACGCAGAAGAAGCAGCAUCCUCGGAAGUGA
Messenger RNA from Triticum urartu, 2853 nucleotides. The record is from RefSeq and is a predicted model, not a curated record. NCBI's taxonomy places the organism in Eukaryota, Viridiplantae, Streptophyta, Magnoliopsida, Poales, Poaceae.